Messenger RNA from Monodelphis domestica (gray short-tailed opossum), 3298 nucleotides. Its product is annotated as tyrosine-protein phosphatase non-receptor type substrate 1-like. The record is from RefSeq and is a predicted model, not a curated record. NCBI's taxonomy places the organism in Eukaryota, Metazoa, Chordata, Mammalia, Didelphimorphia, Didelphidae.
GGUUCCAAUCCCUACACCAGCAGUUUGUGUUAUAACAGAAAGAGCAUUAACUCUGGAGUCAGAGACUUGGGCUUAAAUACUCCCUCAGACACUACCUAUCCGACCUUUUAGAAGUCAUUUAUCCUCCUGGGAUAAAUUGAGGGGGUUGAUCUAGAUGGCCUCGGAGGUUUCCUCUAGGGCUUGAUGUAAGAUCCUAUGACCUCAUGUGCACACCGGACACACACUGAGGUUGGCCCUAUAAAACUCUGAAAUGACAAAGACGGAGAACUUGAGAACUGCCAAUGGUGUGUUGUGACAGGUGGAAGAGGCCAUUAAUCAAUGCUAUAAGGGAUUGUAGAAUAGAACUGGCAAGCAAGAGAGGCCAUAGCACUUUGGAUGACAGCUUUGGAAAGAUCUUAGGAAGAAGAAUACACACUAUUAGAGCUGGAAAGGGGAUCUGGGAUCAUUGGGCCUGAUUCUCUCAUUUGAUAGGUGAAGAAACUAAUGUCCCGAGAGGGAAAGCAUUUGUCCUACAUCACACAAUAAUUUUGUGACAGAGCUAGGACUAGAAUCCAGGUCUCCUGACUUAAAGUUGCAUCAAACUGUGCCCCAGGAGAAAGGUUUCCAGUGGUUUUUCUUUUUCCUCUCUGGCUCACCAGUAAGGGGAAACUAGGUGGUUCAAGCCAGCUUUGGAGGUGGGAAGUCACUUCUAGCUAUGUGACCCUGGACAAGUCACUUAAUCCCCAUUGCCUAGUCCUUACCACUCUUCUGCCUCAGAAUGGAUACUUAGUGUCUAUUUUAAGACCAAAGGAUAAGGUUGGAGUUUUCUUGUCUGUUUUAAAUUUUUGAAAACAAAACAAAAACUUCCCUCCUGUCUGGGCAAGAGGUAUUUGGUUGAGGGAAUAGCUUUCCUCCCCAGUCACUCCUGGUAGGCAGCCAAUGUUUUCUUCCCUGUUCCUUCCUCCCCUCUGCCUUGAUUUUUUCCUGUCCUCUUGGAUCUCGAUAGAGAUCAGGGAAAUCAACAUGUUGGCAACUACUACUAGAUGGCCCUGCUACAUCCAGGUACCCAAGCCCAAGAACCCAAGGUCAUAGUACAAUCUGUCAGUUCUGUGAGAGCAACCAUCGGAAGUUCAGUGACGCUGCCCUGCACUGUGAUAAGUGAAGUGCCUGGGCCAGUGAAGUGGUACAAGGGCAGAAUUUAUGGGAAGAUCAUCUACAGUGACAAAGAACCCUCACCCCGUGGCCAAAGGGUGAAGAACACAAACAGCAUCCUGGACAUCCUCAUAAGCAACAUUACUAGACAGGAUGAAGGAGCCUACUUAUGUGUCAAGUUCAAAAAAGGCAACAAUGGUGAUGAGGUGGUCAGCAUUGUGAGUAACACCACACUCUAUAUAGUAGACAGCCAAAUUUCAUCGGGUGUCAUCGUAGCCGCCACGGCCGGAUCCGUGUGUCUCAGCCUUGUCUUCUUAGCCCUCUUCUGCUACUUCAAAAGAAAGACAGGUCAAAGCCCAUGUUCAGCCCGGUUUGUAUGUUCCAGACCAGAAGCCUCAAAGACCAACCAGCCCCAGAAAGAGCCAAAAGGGAACAAAGAGAUUGUAUAUGCUGAUCUCCAACCCAUUGAGAAAAGUCGUCAAUCUAUGAGCCCAGCGAGAGUGAAGGGUUUCCAUUCUGAGUAUGCCACUAUUCAGCUCCAGUAAUCUGGACCCAGCAAAAGCAGCUCCAAGGAGGAUGGAAGGACCAAUUUAUUUCAAAGGAAUGCUGAAGACUUUAUAGUUCCAAUCAGAAAGAAGGAAGUUUAAGAUUCUUUCAGGAACCUGAAAAUAAAUUCAUGGGGAUUAAUGAUCAGUAGAACAUUCAGUGGAAUAUUAGAACCUGGGUCUGAGAUCCAGGUCUUCCAUUUACUGGGCUGUGUGGCAUCAGGCAGAUCAUUUCCCUUCUCUGAUCUCAAUUCCCUCAUCUGAAAAUGGAGAUAACAACCCCUCAGCUUCUUACUUCACAAAGGUCAAAUGAGAUAACAGAAGUAAAGUCCUUUGUAACUAUAAAACCUCUAUAUCAAUGUCAGCUAUUGUUAUUGACCUCUCCCUUCUGAGGGGAAAAAAAAAAAGAUGUGUUAAUGCUAACUUGGAAGCAACUCCUCAGCUUCCACCAAGUGUUGAAUCUCUAAUUCAGUUGUGGUGCCAGGUCUCUGCAGAUCUUUUCUUUUCUUUUUAAAACCCUUACCUUCUGUCUUGGAAUUGAUAGUAAGUAUUGGUUCCAAGGCAGAAAAGCAAUAAGGGCUAGGCAGCUGGGGCUAAGGGACUUGCCCAGGGUCACACUGUGGGGAAAUGUCUGAGGCCAAAUUUGAACCUGGGACCUCCCAUUUCCAGGCUUUGCUCUUUAUACACUCAGCUGUCUAGCUUCCCCCUCCACAGAUCUUUUGGCCUUGGUCUAGAACAGUGGUAUCAAACUCAAGUAGUAACAGGAGCCAGUAAUCUUUGCAUAAGGAUUCCUGCUGGCCACAUACUGACUUAGUGUUGAUAUUGUAUUGUAUUAAUUUUGUUAAAUAUUUCAUAAUUACAUAUUUAAUCUGGUUUGGGUCACACUCAGGAGUGUUGCCACAGCCAUGGUUCAUGUUUGAUACCUCUGGUCUAGGAACCCACCAAAAAAAGACACAAAAACCUCUCAAGUUUUACAUUAGAAAGAGAUAUAUUUGAUGGAGAUCAUCAGAAUAUAGACCACUGGAGGAUUCUUUGCUCAAUAAUGAAUUCCCUAGUCAUGCAAGUUGAACUAUUGAGCACAAGUAGCCCAGAGUCCAACAGGGGAAUCUCUAGCUCAACCAUGUAUAAAUCUAUCAACAACAAAAAAUCCUUACUAACAAUCCUAAAUAUGUUUUUAUUUAAAACCAGAGGUAGCCUGGUAGAGAGCAUAGAGAGCUGGCUUUCAAAUUGCACCUCAACCAUUUACUGGCUUUGUGAUCCUGGACAAUUACCUAACCUCUGAGUGCCCAUAGGCCCAUGUUGGCAAACCUAUGGCACAAUUGCUGGAGGGGGUGGCUCACUUCCCCCUCUCCACCAUGCCUGAGGAUAUUCCUCGCUUCCCCCCCCCCCCCCGCCCCUCUGCUCAGCAGCCCAAUGGGAGCCCUUCCUCCUUCCCCUGUCUGGGGUAAGGGGGCAGCUCAUGUGUCAUGUGAGAGUGCAGUUCACCAUCACUGCCUUAGGCAAUUCUCUAAAACUGUUAAAUCAGUAUGUAUUCAUCUGCUUUGGGAAAGGGAGUUCCUCACAAGUACAAAAUCAUAUGACCUGUUAAAGAAGUCAAUAAAUGAAACAUGCAAGCAAUCCUA